Molecule: messenger RNA, 1104 nt
Organism: Nerophis ophidion (straightnose pipefish)
Lineage: Eukaryota; Metazoa; Chordata; Actinopteri; Syngnathiformes; Syngnathidae
Exons: 4
Coding region: 212-853 (213 amino acids)
Source: RefSeq, a predicted model, not a curated record
AAAGCCACAUGGAAAGCACCUGGCAGUCGCUGCUGAGGGGAAAGUCCUGCACUCCUUUUGUGCACGCCCCUGCGCGGCGCCUGACUGCCGCUGGAGUCCUCUCCUCCUGGGUGGUGUGACGUCACCAAGCGGUGUGCAGCGCGCUGAGGGGAAUGUCGGGGUGGCUUGAGACUGGGAGCGAAAGCGUUCCUCCGCGUCCGCUAUCCUCGCCAUGAAUAGCUCCCAGGCCACCACUGCUUCGGCCGGGAGAUCCUCUUCCGGCAGCUCAAUGUCGUCCUCGCUCUCCCAUGGACAAGAGUCUGCUAGGAGCUCCCGGAAGAUUUCCAUCUCUUCUUCCUCGGAGAGGAACACCUGCUCUGGCUGGGGCUGGAGGAGUGCGAAGUGGCCUUUGUUGGCUCGGCUCAUUCUGUCAUGCUUCGCGGCGCACUUGCUGCGCGGAGUUGCCACUUCAUGGAUGCACACACGACCCGUCAGCAGGAUUGCAGACAUGAGCGGAGAGCUUGAGUCGUUCCCCUGCACCUGUCUUGCCUCCUCCCACCGGCCGCCCCCCGACCGUCGGAUGCUUCCACCGUGGAGGAAGCAUCGACUGCCUUCGCCUCGUCGAGAAACGUGGCUUCCCUCUGAGACACUGGCGGUCACCACACCCGUGGCCACACCCCUCCGACUUUCAGGUUGUACAGGCGAUCUACAGUAUGUCGUGUGCUACUCCAGCAUCAAUAUGCGUCCUCCUGACCGUCACCGUCAGCGUCGGGUUCAAAGCGGUAUGGCUCUAUCCCUUUUUGAGUUCUUCUGUCAUGGCGCGGAGUCGAACCCGCGUUUCCUCUGCGGCUGGAUCUGCGGACGCCUCCUCUGACAGCACGCCAAAGCGUUCCUCCAUUGACAGCAUGCUCAGACACGUCCCCACUUGUGCUGAGCGCAGCACACCCACGCAGAAACAAGCCUGCACACAAUCAGGAAUCAAAACACCUGGACUUGACGAGAGGGAGCGACAUAAAAGACCAGUGCAGCCAAGAGACCUUAGACAGAACGUAGCCAAUUCUCUGCAUUUGACAAAUCAUCACCUCCUAGGAGGUGAGAGGAGCAGUAAACAGCAGUGGUGGCCAC